GGAUGCAAUCUUGUUUUUUUUUUUUUGGGAAUAGAGACGCAGGCGACUUAUUGCGAGAUAUUGGUUGGGAUUUUGCUGAAAGAACGGGAACGUUUCCUAUAAGGAGAUAUGAUUAUACAAUAAGGGAGAAACAGAGAGUCUACACAUCCAGUGAGCAGACUGACAAAGCCCUGCAGACUCCUCCUCCCUCCACCUCCCUUAACUCAUUCACAAGAUAACCGAGAAUAUCCGCAUUCACAAAACAGAGUGUCACAGAUCAGCACCACCUCACACGAUCUGCCUGUGCUGAGCAGAGAUGUACACAGGGAGGGAGCCAAGAAGACUCCUCUAGUGCACGACCCUAUGCAUCGCUUUGGCGCACAGAUGUUUACAGAAGACGUCCUUCCAACCAAAAGCCAUAGCUGGGGAUUUAUCCGAAAGACCCUCGAAUCCUGGAAGUACACGCUACGCUGCUAAGCUGUCGCCUACGAUUCGCCUGAUAGCCCUUUUUUUUAAUUUUAUUUUGUCGCCAUCCGCAUACGAUGUGCACGCCGGCGCGUCUGCUGGCGCAGCAUUUUGGGGACACACCUUCGUUUUUAUAGAUCCAGGAGGAGGAUUCAUUCAGAUUUUAAUUUUUUUUUUUCGUUUUUUCGUAUUCCGAUCACUAGGAUGCAUACAAAGGGCAAGACGGGGAAUCGCUAACUACCUGGGAUCUGGGUGGGGACUUUAUAGAUAUACUCAGAGCACCAUGGACCUCAAGUCUCACCUAGGAUCUUCAGAUGUACCUUGAUGGACAAUACCACAUAAAACCAUUGACAUCCAAAGACGGAAUUUUGUUGCAUAGCUACGAGAAAGAAUUAUAAAUGAUGGAGAGUUCUACUGGGGACGUCCAACAGGUCCUUUCCAUAGACCAAAUCCGUUCCAUCAGGGCCAACAAUGAUUAUGUGGAGCGACCCACUGUCUCGUUCAUGCAAACCUGGUCAAAUCCUUCACUUUCCCAACAUGCUGCAAAGCAAGAGUGGCCUAAUGAUCACCUGGUCUUCUACAACCACCAGGAUCUUCAUCGCAGCCAAAGUCAUCAACACCAAUCACAACAUCUUACCCACGAUUUAAGCCAUUCCAGUACAAUAAGCUCAGUGUCUAGAAGCACCACAGCUUCAGAUCAAAGACUACUAACUGGGGUAACCCCAUCUAAUUCAAGACAUUCUCUUAUGAGGACACAGCCCAAGGAUGGAGACCUAAAGCAAGAUCAAUUUAUCAAAGGAUUAAUGGAAAAGUCUGACAGGUAUAUGGGCCACCUUUUUAUCUGUGAAGAGUGCGGGCGCUGCAUAUGUGAUGAGUGUACGCAAGUUCGGAAACUUCCUUCUUGUUGGAUUUGUGACCAGCGCUGCUUGUGUUCUGCCGAAAAUGUAAUAGAUUAUGGAACUUGUCUUUGUUGUAUCAAGGGCCUCUUCUACCACUGUUCUUCUGACGAUGAGGACAACUGUGCCGAUAAUCCUUGUUCUUGCAGCCAAGGCUCCUGUUGUGCUCGAUGGGCCAUCAUGAGCCUCCUCUCUUUCUUCAUGCCCUGUCUAUGCUGCUAUCCUCCUAUGAAAGGUUGCCUGACCCUUUGCCAGAAGGGCUAUGAUAAAGUAAAAAGACCAGGCUGUCGUUGUGAAAAUCACACCAACACGGUCUGCAGAAAAAUAUCCUCAUCUAGUGGCACACCAUUUCCAAGGCCUUUCGAUAAACCGGUAUGACCUAAGAGGGCCGCUUUGGAAUUAAUCCUACUUCAUUAUUUCCCUGAAUCUUCUCUGAUAUAUUCCUCUUCUCGGAAACACUUUGGUGCCAGAGUCAGUGAAAGCCUUACCAAGAUCCCACUUGCAAUCCAGGAAUGCAAUGUAAUAUGGAUCAAUGAUCCUACGAGAGUAAAGCGCAGAAAAAUAACUUUAUAACUCAACAACUAAAAUGCUAUGGUAAGUUUCGGAGAUACCUCUGCCACCUCAUCUUCAGGUAACAAUGGGAUGUCAUAGAAGAAGGAUUGAACAUUCUUGAACUUGAAAAAAAAGAAGAAACUUUUACAAAAGACUGAAGGAUUGACAGCUUAGUGAACUUAUUGAGCUUUCGGUGAAUGAUUCUUUGAGCUUGUUGGCUGUUCCGAAUGACUGAAAUACAGUAGGAACUCAAGAUGAAAGACUAUGAGAAACAUGAAAAUGUGUGCACUUUAAUACAGCAGACAGAGCAAUUGCAAGAAGAACUGUAGAACAGUAUAGAUAUUAGGGAUAAACUGUCGACAUGAAUCAAACAGGGAAAACAAGAUGAAUCUUCAGAAGAUGCCCGAUUGAAGUAGAAUUAAUGCCUGGUUAUAAACCCACAACCUAGAACACAUCCCAUCCAAACUGGGGAGCGACAUUUUUGUUUUUCUCAAUUUUAAAAGAAAGCUUUUAGCAAACUUAUCGACGAGGCAAAAUUACAUUUUGUCAUAUAUCACGAUAUGAUGUAAACCAAAGAGAUAUAUUUUGCAUGGAUAGGUUAUGUUUCUUUAUCAUGCCCUAUAUUGAUAUAGUUGUUCAUUUUGUUGCCAUUUCUUCUCAGGUGGCACUUAAAGCUAAGAUUGAAAUCUCCACUGCAUAGAAACCUUACCGGCAGUGUUUUGUAGGUCUUCUUCAGCAGUGAAUUCAGUCGCAAAGUUGACUUGUUGGUGGGAACCGAUAGUGUAUUACAUUGGUUUCCACCAUUGUUGAGAAACGAUGUACCAUUUCUUUCAGAAAAGGUACCAAUGGCAUAAAAAUGACCAGAUUACCAAGUGUUCAUGCUGAAGCCUCAUUCACUGUACAUUGCACUUUGCGAAAAUUCUGCAAAAAAAAAAAGAAAAGUAUAUAUAUACAUAUAAAGGUGCUUAUAUCUACUGAUUGUCCAUGUAUUAUGGAGUGUUACAUGUAAACUUCUCAAAGUGACCAAGGUUUAAAUAAAUCUAUAAAUAUAUCUAUUGGAAAAAUCAGGGAGUCAGGAGCUAGAUAGCCAAUAAAUUGAGAAGUGGAAUUCUGACGCCUACUUUUUGGAAGGUCGUUUCUCUAGAUCUGGCGCUUAGUAGUCUUAAACAGCACUUAUUAUCUCAUCGUUCUCAUGAACUACCGAUUGGAAUUCAUCUACCACUCCCCUCCCCCCCCCAAAAAAAAUUAAAUAAUUCAACACAGAUCGAAUGGUAUACAGUAUGUCCAUUAGCUGCUAGAGAGAGGUUGUUCCUCUCAGUUCAGAUUGGGUUUCAUACAUUAUUAAUUUAUAAAACAUAUCCGGAAUAGUGGUGCUCCGUCCCUCACAAGGUCAAACAGGCAGAUUCUAUAACAUAUACAAUACAAUGGUACCAGUAAAACAUAUAAUUCAUAGUAACUAACAGAUAACUUAGCGUUAUUCUGACUAUACUACAUUGGUUAACAUCUGAUUGGUAUAAAUGGUUAUAUAUCUUGAUAUCCUAUAAAUCGACAUACCUCCUACCAUGAAUAAGGGAGGCAGCCAUGGCAUUAUAGUAUAUGUAUGGCAAUACACCUAUUGCUUUACAGUGGGAUUAGGUUUCAGAACUUAUUUAUGACAUAUCCUAAUAUACCUAUCAGUUUCAUAUGAAUAUAAUAUGGUCACAAGGGAUACAACUCUUGGUCAACCUGUAGUCAACUGAACCAAUGGGGUAUUUUGGUUUAGUAAAACUGCAGAAAGAGUUGGGUCCAUAUGGGAAAUUGUAACCAUAUUACUGUCAUAUGAAAGCAGCCUUAUUAUGUGGCCUGAACUCUAAAGGUGGAUAUAAACCAUGAAUAGCUGUAAGCCAAGCAUUGGUUUAGCCAACCCGAUUUUCCCAUACACAUGAAUAUUCGGCACAGCUGACCAUUUAUGUGUUCUAAAUGGAAAAAGGAGGGGUAAGCCACUGCCAGACAGGUCUGGCAGGGGCUCUUCUCUCUGAAAACCAAAGGGUUGGAUCGCUGAAAUCCAACAUGCCCAACCCUUCCCUCCCCAACUUCAUCUGUCGGGUAAGAGAGUUGGAAUGCCCCAUAUAUUUUAGACCAGUGGUCUCAAACUGUGGCCCUUCCAUGCUGGGAGUUGAAGUUUUGCAACAUCCGGAGGGCCACAGUUUGAGACCACUGCUUUAGACAGUUGGCCGGUCCCACCAAAGUCAACGGGCUCGGCUGAAUUGGGACUAAAGUUCAUGGGGACCUUUAUUGAACCGAUAGGCUGUACUGUCAUGAUUGGUGGAAAACAAACCUUUUGAUAAGCUUCAAGAAAGUUAUCUAGUCUACCUGUGAAGUCAGAUCACCUCGAUAUGAAGUCACAUGAAAAUCAUUCAAUGCUUACGAUAUAGCUAAUAAUUCGUAACAAGAAAAGAAAAAAAUGUAUGUAAAAUGUCUAAGAAAAUCUAUAUUUUUGAUCUUUUUUUACAAACAUGAAAAUAUUAGCAUUAAAAUUAUUUAUGAGAAUCAGUGUAUGCUUUAUUGAAUAACUGGACCUUGCUAAAGUAGGUCUUGGUCGCAUGCCUGGUACCCAUGUAUUCAAUUUGUUAAGCAUGAAAGAAAGUGAUACAGAUACGAUAUACAGAGUGGAGAAAAAAAUAAUGACUGGGAAGGCAUCGAUAAAUAAGCUCAUCAAAUCUGUACAAGAAUGUGGUUCACUUUUGUAGAAAAGAAAUAUUUUGGAAUAUAUUAUAAAAUUUUUAUCUUUUUUUCUGGGAAGAUUCCAUAUAUAUAUGUUCUCUGUUUUUGUGAGAGAAUACAAUUAUAAAUAUAUAUCUAUCUAUCUAUGUUAGAAAAAAAAAUGAUUGCAGUGGCAAGAAUGUCAUGCAUGGUCCACGGGCACUUACCGAAUUUUCCCAAAUUAAAGUGUGUUUUCCUUAUUUACCCAUUCACCAUUCCCCAUAUUCAAUUUUGUUCCCAAAAAGAUAUCCUCCUUUUUAACUAUUUAAUGAGAUAAAUAAGUUAUAGUAGUUGCCUAUAUUUUUUUUUACCUGAAAAACUAAAAGAAAGUUAAAAUGAUUUUUCUGCACCAUAUUUUUUUAAUAAACCAUUUUUUGUCAUUUUUUUUAAAUAAAAAUGAGUUUAAAGGGGUACUCC
Hyla sarda is the source of this 5051-nucleotide messenger RNA. RefSeq names its product sprouty RTK signaling antagonist 3 (gene SPRY3). Lineage: Eukaryota; Metazoa; Chordata; Amphibia; Anura; Hylidae. Gene Ontology annotation, biological process: multicellular organism development; negative regulation of MAP kinase activity; negative regulation of fibroblast growth factor receptor signaling pathway. The record is from RefSeq and is a predicted model, not a curated record. The transcript is spliced from 2 exons. Bases 843 to 1718 code for a protein of 291 amino acids. Gene Ontology annotation, cellular component: membrane; cytosol.